GGGCAACGCGCCGCAGGGUCGCAGCUGGAGUGACGCGAGGUGUCUUACUGAAGGCUCUCAGAGCACGGUAAUCUGAGAGAUGGCUGAAGAGGACUCGGAAAGCGCGGCCACCGACUCCCAGACGGAGGAGGAUGGCGAGCUGCCUGUCAUCCAACUGUGUGGGCUGGUGGAGGAGCUCAGCUAUGGAAACUCUGCUCUCAAAACAGAAACAGAGAUGUUUGAGAAAUAUUACUCUAGACUGGAACCCAGGGACCACCGAAUGCCACGGUUAUCAGAAAUUAAAGUAUCAGCAGCAGAAUUUUCACAGUUUCGAAGCAGGCGUAAAUCCAAGGCCCGCUCAGGUCUGGACCGUUCAGCAGGCCUCACUGUAGACCAAAAACUUGAGCUUGUACAGAAGGAGCUAGAAGACACAAGAGAUGAAAUUCGGCACAUGCGGGCUAAUGCAGAACGGGACCUGCAGCACUAUGAGGCUAUCAUUGAGGAAGCUGAAAUUCGAUGGGCUGAAGUUCAGAGAGCAGUGCAUGACUUUGAAAAAGAUAUCCUGAAAACCAUAUCCAAGAAGAAAGGGAGCAUCCUGGCCACUCAGAAAGUGAUGAAGUACAUCGAGGAUAUGAACCGCCGGAGGGAUAAUAUGAAGGAUAAAUUAAGUUUGAAAAAUGUUUCUCUUAAAGUUCAGAAGAAAAAGAUGCUUUUACAAUUGAGACAGAAGGAGGAGGUUGGCGAGGCCCUGCACGACGUUGACUUUCAGCAGCUGAAAAUCGAGAAUGCUCAGUUCUUAGAGACGAUUGAAGCAAGGAAUCAAGAACUGAUCCAGUUGAAGCUGGCCUCUGGGAACACCCUGCAGGUCCUCAACACAUACAAGAACAAGCUUCACCGGGCAAUGGAGAUAUACAACAGUCUGGACAAGGAGAUCUUGCAGAGAAAUGAGCUACUCGGGAAAAUUGAAAAAGAAGCCAUACAAGCAGAGGAGGACAGGGCCAAAGCCCAAACCUUGAACACCAGGUUACGGAAGCAGCUGGCAGAGUUCCGGGCUCCCCAGGUGAUGAUGUACGUCAAGGAGAAGAUCUUGAAUGGGGACCUGGAGAAGACCAUCAAGAUGUGGGAGAGGAAGGUGGAGAUCGCAGAGAUGUCUUUAAAAGGGUACCGAAAGGCCUGGAAUAAGAUGAAAACAUCAGAUGAGCAGCUACAGACAGUCCGGCCCCCCGGGAAGUAGCCAGGAGCAGCCCAUAGCUUGUAGACUGAGAAAUGGUCCAUUAAAGUACUGUAGUGUUUUCCAGUA
This is a messenger RNA of Mesocricetus auratus (golden hamster), 1279 nucleotides long. RefSeq names its product coiled-coil domain containing 113 (gene Cfap263). Lineage: Eukaryota; Metazoa; Chordata; Mammalia; Rodentia; Cricetidae. The record is from RefSeq and is a predicted model, not a curated record. Gene Ontology annotation, cellular component: ciliary basal body; axoneme. The coding region runs from base 80 to 1213 and encodes 377 amino acids. The transcript is spliced from 9 exons. Gene Ontology annotation, biological process: cilium assembly.